Pelodiscus sinensis (Chinese soft-shelled turtle) is the source of this 1586-nucleotide messenger RNA. The record is from RefSeq and is a predicted model, not a curated record. Lineage: Eukaryota; Metazoa; Chordata; Testudines; Trionychidae.
CGGGGUUAGGGGGUGCCAGGCUCUUGGGGGGUGAUGCCUGCCUCCAUCAUAACGACCAGGAUCUCGAAUGAGACGCCAAGCAAGAUCAUAAUGGCCUAUGUGCCCCGCCCAUCUCAUGUGACCCCUGGGGUCCCACUGCCUGAAUCCACUGGGGUGGGGGGUUCCAGUUGCUUUCCCCCCAAGUCCCUCUAUGGACUCAGUUGGAUGGAGGAGCCUGCGUGGCUUCAACUGCUGCCCAGUGUUAAACAGCCGUUGCGCCCCACCCCAGAGGUGGCUGCAUCUCAGCGCUGGAUCCUCGAAGCAGCUGGCACCUUCGAGCUGCAGAUCCGACUGAUGCGCAACGAGAGAGGGGUGCUGGCCGACGGGCGCUGCUGCCAGGGCGGGGCGGCCCCGCCGUGUGCCAGGGAGGAGCAGUGUCGCACCUACUUCCGGGCCUGCCUGAAGGAAUACCAGCUGCGUGUGGUCCCUGGGGAGCCCUGCGUGCUGGGGGCUGGCACCACCCCUGUGCUGGGGGGUAACACCUUCGCGGCCAAGCCCCAGGAGGGCCCAGAGCCCGUGGGCAGGAUCACUGUGCCGUUCCAGUUCGCCUGGCCGGUAAGGCCUGAGUCCUUCCCCGAGCGGGGAGCUGUGGGGCGGGGGCCUGGGGCACCAGCGCUGGGCUGAGCUGGCUGCAAAUAGGACGAGGUUUGUCCAGGCUGGAUGGGAAGGGGGCGGGGUUUAUCUGGCCUCAGUGUGCAAGUGGUGGAGUUUAUCUAGUCUGAGUGUGUAAUGGGUGGGGUUUAUCUGGCCUCAGUGUGCAAGUGGUGGAGUUUAUCUAGUCUGAGUGUGUAAUGGGUGGGGUUUAUCUGGCCUCAGUGUGCAAGUGGUGGAGUUUAUCUAGUCUGAGUGUGUAAUGGGUGGGGUUUAUCUGGCCUCAGUGUGCAAGUGGUGGAGUUUAUCUAGUCUGAGUGUGUAAUGGGUGGGGUUUAUCUGGCCUCAGUGUGCAAGUGGUGGAGUUUAUCUAGUCUGAGUGUGUAAUGGGUGGGGUUUAUCUGGCCUCAGUGUGCAAGUGGUGGAGUUUAUCUAGUCUGAGUGUGUAAUGGGUGGGGUUUAUCUGGCCUCAGUGUGCAAGUGGUGGAGUUUAUCUAGUCUGAGUGUGUAAUGGGUGGGGUUUAUCUGGCCUCAGUGUGCAAGUGGUGGAGUUUAUCUAGUCUGAGUGUGUAAUGGGUGGGGUUUAUCUGGCCUCAGUGUGCAAGUGGUGGAGUUUAUCUAGUCUGAGUGUGUAAUGGGUGGGGUUUAUCUGGCCUCAGUGUGCAAGUGGUGGAGUUUAUCUAGUCUGAGUGUGUAAUGGGUGGGGUUUAUCUGGCCUCAGUGUGCAAGUGGUGGAGUUUAUCUAGUCUGAGUGUGUAAUGGGUGGGGUUUAUCUGGCCUCAGUGUGCAAGUGGUGGAGUUUAUCUAGUCUGAGUGUGUAAUGGGUGGGGUUUAUCUGGCCUCAGUGUGCAAGGGGCGGGGUUUAUCUGGCCUGGGGGUGUAAUGGGCGGGGUUUAUCUGGCCUGGGGGUAUGUCUACACUACAAAGUUAGUUCGAACUAACUUUGAUAGGCGCUA